AUGGAAACCUUUCCUGUUCUCUGUUUGAUAUAUUCAGCAGCUUUUGCAUUGUGUCUUGUCGCUUCUGCUCUUGCACAAGACCAAUCAGGUUUUAUAAGCAUCGACUGUGGAAUCCCAAGUGGAUCAUCCUACAAAGACGACACAACGGGCAUAAACUACGUCUCAGAUUCAUCCUUUGUCGAAACAGGAGUCUCCAAAUCUGUUUCCUUCACAGCUCAAAGACAGCUUCAAACCCUUAGAUGCUUUCCCGAAGGUGCAAGAAACUGCUACACGCUGACUCCAAAGCAAGGGAAAGGCAAGAAGUACCUCGUAAGAGCCAGUUUCAUGUACGGUAACUACGAUGGAGAGAAUGGUUCUCCAGAAUUUGAUCUGUUUCUCGGUGGAAACAUCUGGGACACUGUCUUUCUCACCAAUGGAUCGGUCGUUGUAUCCAAAGAAGUCGUUUACUUGAGCCAAGCAGAGAGAAUCUUUGUCUGUUUGGGUAACAAAGGCAAAGGAACUCCAUUUAUGUCGACGCUAGAGCUUCGGUUUCUCGGCAACGACAAUACGACGUAUGAUUCUCCAAACGGUGCUCUCUUCUUCUCCAGACGCUGGGACUUUGGCUCUCUUAUGGACUCACCCGUCAGAUACGAUGAAGACGUGUACGAUAGAAUCUGGAUACCUAGAAACUUUGGAUACUGCAGAGAGAUCAACACCUCGCUUCAUGUGACCUCAGAUGAUAAUAGUUACAACCUUUCAAGUUUGGUGAUGAGCACAGCGAUGACUCCAACGAACACAACGAACCCCAUCGCAAUGACUUUAGAAAACAGCGAUUCAAACGUUAGGUACUUUGCUUACAUUCACUUUGCCGAGGUAGAAGAUCUUAGCCUCAAACCAAACCUGACCAGAGAGUUCGAUAUCCGAAUCAACGGAGUCACAGUUCAUGCUGCCUUCAGUCCCAAGUAUCUUCAGACAAAUACUUUUGUUCUAAACCCUGAGAGCCAAACAGAUAUUGUGUUUUCUCUUGUGAGAACCUCCAAGUCUACUCUUCCACCAAUUAUUAACGGACUAGAGAUCUACAUCGCAAAUAGUUUCUCUCAAUCUCUUACUAACGAAGUAGACGUCAACGCGGUUACGGGUGUAAAGACAAGCUAUAAAGUGAAGAGAAACUGGCAAGGAGAUCCUUGUAUGCCUAAUGACUACCUUUGGGAAGGACUUAACUGUAGUUAUGAUAGUCUUACUCCUCCAAGAAUCACAUCAUUGAACUUAUCUUCUAGCGAGUUAACUGGUCAGUUAUCGCCGUCCUUCUCCAACCUCACAAUGAUUCAAGAGCUAGACUUAUCAAACAAUGGCUUAAGCGGAGAGAUACCAGAGUUUCUGACAAGACUGAAGUUCUUGAGAGUUUUAAAUCUAGAGAAAAACAAGCUAACAGGUUCAGUUCCAUCCGAGCUAUUAGAAAGAUCAAAGACAGGAUCACUCACCUUAAGGGUUGGGGAGAAUAAAGGACUCUGCAGCGAGAUUUCUUGCGGAAAAAGCAACAAAAAAACACUAGUGACCGCGUUUGCGGCAUCAUUUACAGCAUUGUUCAUUCUCCUGUUGUUGUCUGGUGUGUUUUGGAAGAUCAAGAACCGAAGAAAGAAGUCUGUAAACUCUGCGGUUGUGAAGGCAAAAUCAGAGAACAAGUUACUGUUUACAUAUGAAGACGUUGUGAAGAUGACAAAUAACUUCGGUCGUGUCCUCGGCAGAGGAGGGUUUGGAACAGUCUACCAUGGCUACUAUAACAACCUUCAAGUCGCUGUUAAACUUUUAUCAGAAACAUCAGCUCAGGGAUUCAAAGAGUUUCGCUCCGAGGUUGAAGUUCUUGUGAGGGUUCAUCAUGUAAACCUCACUGCACUCAUCGGCUACUUCCACGAAGCUGAUCAAAUGGGGUUGAUCUAUGAGUUCAUGGCUAAUGGAAACAUGGCUGAUCAUCUCUCUGGAAAGUAUGACGGUACAUUGAGCUGGAGACAAAGGCUUCAGAUUGCACUCGAUGCAGCACAAGGUCUUGAGUAUCUUCACUGUGGAUGCAAACCUCCUAUAGUUCACAGAGAUGUGAAGACUUCGAACAUAUUGUUGAACGAAAAGAACAGAGCUAAGCUUGCGGAUUUUGGACUCUCGAGGAGUUUUCAGACAGAGAGUCGAUCUCACGUAUCUACUCUUGUCGCUGGAACUCCUGGAUAUCUCGAUCCGCUAUGCUUUGAGACAAAUGGGCUAAACGAGAAGAGUGACAUUUACAGUUUUGGAGUUGUUCUGUUGGAGAUGAUUACGGGCAAGACUGCGAUCAGUGAGUCGCAGAGGAAGCGUGUUCAUGUGAGUGAUUGGGUGAUAUCGAUCUUGAAGUCUACUAAUGACGUGAACAAUGUUAUAGAUUCCAAAAUGCCUAAAGAUUUUGAUGCGAACUCUGUUUGGAAAGUUGUGGAGCUUGCGCUGGCGUCUGUUUCACAGAACGUUUCUGAGAGGCCAAACAUGCAGCAGAUUGUUAAAGGACUGAAUGAGUGUCUUCAAAGAGAAGAGUGUGACAAGAAUUAUUGAUGUCAACACCACAAGUGUGUAGAAGUAAAGGGGUUGGAAAUGUAAAAUGUGGAAAAUUUGGGGGUGUUUUUGUAAGUUUGUGCUGUGUAUCUUA
Brassica oleracea var. oleracea is the source of this 2644-nucleotide messenger RNA. RefSeq names its product probable LRR receptor-like serine/threonine-protein kinase At1g05700. Gene Ontology annotation, molecular function: protein binding; ATP binding; protein kinase activity. The coding region runs from base 1 to 2550 and encodes 849 amino acids. Gene Ontology annotation, biological process: protein phosphorylation. NCBI's taxonomy places the organism in Eukaryota, Viridiplantae, Streptophyta, Magnoliopsida, Brassicales, Brassicaceae. The record is from RefSeq and is a predicted model, not a curated record. The transcript is spliced from 10 exons.